CAUGAAUUUCUCUGGAACGUUUUACAUACUAGUCAUAGUUUUUUACGCUUGUGUGUAAUUACUUGUACGAAAAGUCGGAGGUCUGAAAGAAGAAAAUUUAUAUGUUACACAUGGUGGUUUAGUCACAAAAUUUAAGAUGUACCCACUAUCAAUUCGAGCGUGUCCUGGCGACUACAAUGAAGAAGAGCCAAAGCGCGUGGACGUUCCUACAACAGCGCGGUCAAACCAGGACUACAGUAACUUCGACAUAAUAAAAGCGACGCAAUAUGGCGCGCUGGAGCGAGUAACAGAGCUGAUAGAAGCCGGAGCGGACGUUAACGAACCAGAUUCGGAAACAGUGACUUUGCUGCACUGGGCAGCGAUUAACAACAGGACGGAGAUCGUGAAGUACUUGAUAGCCAAAGGAGCAAAUGUAGACGCGAUUGGAGGAGAACUUGCCUCGACGCCGCUGCACUGGGCAGCUAGACAAGGUCACCUUGCGACUUUCUCAAUUCUGAUCCGAGCUGGAGCAGAUCCUUCGCUGAGAGACUCAGAAGGGUUCGCUUGCAUCCACCUGGCUGCCCAAUUCGGACACACGGGCAUCGUCGCAUACCUGGUGGCCAAGGGGGUCAAUCCGAACGACCCGGACCGCAGCAGCAUGACUCCGCUGAUGUGGAGCGCCUUUAAGGUCAACGGCCAAAAUUACAAUUGCUUUUUCAGCCUUGAUCCUACAAGGCUACUUCUAGUCCUAGGAGCCAGCCACUCGCUUACUGAUAUCAUUCAUGGAAACACUGCCCUUCACUGGGCGAUUAUUGCCAAGAAUAAUACAGCCAUUCAUACUCUGAUCACUCAUGGCGCUUCUUUGGAGAUCGCUAAUUUUCAGAAUGAGACGCCGUUGACUCUUCUUGGGCCUCAUAUUGGCGCAGCCUGGCUGGGUUCUAAGAUUAGUCAUGAGAUCAGGGAACGGCAGGGGAGAUCAAGGGCUUGGUGUAGAGACAAGCGAAUACGGUGGUACUGCAUGGUCAGCACGCCCUUUAUAGUAUUCUAUCUGAUUGGAUUAAUAUUUCAAAGCAAUUUGGAUUAUCUGAUAAAACUAGGUGCCUUCUUAGUACUCUAUAUUGCUGUUUAUGUCGCUAAGAAUUAUCUAUUUGACGAGAGACUGUUUCACAUUUUACCUAUGUCUAUUUAUCUUGCCACCAAGAUGUGGAUAUACAUCACAUGGAUAUUCUGGCUGGGUGUUCAUGCAGCCUGGUACCUCUGGGUUUUGUUAGCUGGUGGCUCUGUUCCUCUCUGGAUUUGUUUUAUUCAGUCCUGGCGUGGAGAUCCUGGUGUUAUUUCGGCUACCCAUGAGGAUAAGUUAAAUACAAUAGUCGCAGUAGCAGAGACAGGAGGCUUUGAGCCUCAAGGAUUUUGUACUAGCUGUUUAGUGCGUAGGCCAAUAAGAUCAAAGCACUGUUCAUCUUGCGACCGCUGUGUAGCUCGGUUCGACCAUCACUGUCCUUGGAUCAACAAUUGUAUCGGCGCGUACAACCACAAAUACUUCCUGGGAUUCCUAAUAUCUCUCCUGGGUCUGUGCUUCGUGAUCUUAGCAGCGACGAUCCAGUACUGGAAGUUCGAGUGCUGGUCAAACAUGGCCGACGAGAAGCACCCGGACAAUUACUUCGUAGCAGCAGCGACUUGCGACGCCUGGGUAAUGUGGAUCGCUGCUAACACAGGUCUGCACUCUUUAUGGGUCGGUGCGCUGCUGAUGUGCCAGCUGUACCAAAUAAUGGUCCUGGGGAUGACCACCAACGAGAGAAUGAACGCCGGAAGGUACGAACACUUCAAGCACGGGAACCCAUUCCAUCGCGGCGCGCUCCAGAACCUUGCAGACUUUUGUAAUAUCAGUUUGUGCGGGAUCCAAGGAAAGCCAAGCUCUGAUUGGCUUAACAGCUUUGAUGUUAAAAAAAGUGUCGAGAAGGUGCCGCUGUUGAAUACUAAAGAUACUUUUCAAUAUGUUUAGGAUUAUUAUUAAUUAUUAUAAUUAUUAAUUAAGAAGUUCAAUUUAAUAUUAAUUAUUAUUAUUAUAAAAAAAGUUAAAGCACGUACCGGUGCUGGUUUGAUCGGGAUGAAUUUUUGAUAUUGAAUUAUUGAUGAUCAAUCUUGGAUAUAUUUUGUUGGACAGAUAUAAUUUAGCCACAACUCGUAAACUGACCGGCGGAUUAAGCUCAAAUUCAAACUGUAUCUCGGUAUUGAUUCAUAGAAUAAGUACACUGAGUUUCAUAAAGAUCGGUCAAGAACUUUAGGCGCAAUCCUGCUUACAUGCCGCGUUCUCUUCCGUAGAUGUAAACUUUUCGGCUGAUUAAACAUAUCCAAAAAUUUUCUUUAAAUUGCGACGUCCUGGCUACAAUAUCUACAUUUCUAAAGAAAUCUUCCUAAAAAAUGUUUUAAUUAUUAUAUCUCGACAACAAAACGAUAAUGUGCUACUUUUUAUGUAGAUUUCUUUAUAAAUCUGUUGCAGAGGUUCUCUUGUAGGAAUUAACAUCAAAUUUUGCUAUAAUAUGUUUUUUUUUAUUGAGUUAUACCGAAAAAUAGCUCAAAAGUUUAUAUAUGUGAUAGAACCGGGGUGUAAGCACGAUUACGGCCGGAAUUCUUUACGGAUCUCGGUCAAACUCAAUACAUUUA
This is a messenger RNA of Cotesia glomerata, 2643 nucleotides long. It is a transcript of the gene Hip14, whose product is annotated as palmitoyltransferase Hip14. Gene Ontology annotation, molecular function: palmitoyltransferase activity; protein binding. NCBI's taxonomy places the organism in Eukaryota, Metazoa, Arthropoda, Insecta, Hymenoptera, Braconidae. The coding region runs from base 137 to 1981 and encodes 614 amino acids. The transcript has 7 exons. The record is from RefSeq and is a predicted model, not a curated record. Gene Ontology annotation, biological process: protein palmitoylation. Gene Ontology annotation, cellular component: Golgi membrane.